AUUCCGAUUAGCAAAGAUGUCUGGACGUGGUAAAGGAGGUAAAGGACUCGGAAAGGGAGGCGCCAAGCGUCAUCGUAAGGUUCUUCGUGAUAACAUCCAGGGAAUCACCAAGCCCGCUAUCCGCCGCCUGGCUCGCCGUGGUGGUGUGAAGCGAAUCUCUGGUCUGAUCUACGAGGAGACUCGUGGUGUGCUGAAGGUUUUCCUUGAGAACGUGAUCCGUGAUGCCGUCACCUACACCGAGCACGCCAAGAGAAAGACCGUCACCGCCAUGGAUGUGGUCUACGCUCUGAAACGACAGGGUCGUACUCUGUACGGUUUUGGAGGUUAAAUCUUGGUAUCCAUCAGAAAUUUGAACCAAAGGCUCUUUUAAGAGCCACCCACGUUUUCCUGAAAAAAGUUAGUUUCCAUCCUUGUGUGCGACGUUCAUAAGGGCUUUUCAAAAUACAAAUUGGUUAAAACAUUGACUCAAUAUCACAAAAUAAGGGAAGGUGUUAGA
Molecule: messenger RNA, 496 nt
Organism: Sardina pilchardus (European sardine)
Lineage: Eukaryota; Metazoa; Chordata; Actinopteri; Clupeiformes; Clupeidae
Product: histone H4
Exons: 1
Coding region: 17-328 (103 amino acids)
Biological process (GO): nucleosome assembly
Cellular component (GO): nucleosome
Molecular function (GO): DNA binding; structural constituent of chromatin; protein heterodimerization activity
Source: RefSeq, a predicted model, not a curated record